Messenger RNA from Peronospora belbahrii, 2955 nucleotides. The record is from the annotation of a GenBank genome assembly. Lineage: Eukaryota; Oomycota; Peronosporomycetes; Peronosporales; Peronosporaceae.
AUGACAAUAUCUCCACGGCGACGUCAUAAAGCACUUUUGGAUCUGCUACUGCUUAUCCCAUGUACCAACGUCGGCGCCGUAGCAACCAUACGCCCUCAUGCAUGGUUCUACCUUCCUGAAACACCGCAAGAGCAAAAGAUUAAGCCAGUGGUGCAGCAGCUGGAAGCGCUAGGUAUUUUUCAGUAUUUAGCUUCAGACAGUCAAGCUUCAUGGGAAAAAGUCUCGACUGAAAGCGCAUCUUUUGACCUUGUGUGGAGUGUCAGUACAGCUGCACCAUUUUCUGAGCUAAUUCUUCCACACCAGUUUGACGCGAAAGUGAACCGUCUGCCAGGGGCCGAGCAGCUCACAUCGCCUGAUGCAUUAAGCCAUCAUUUGAUUAUGCAACAGGAAAAGCAUGUCAAGUUCUAUUUUGACUUCAUGCCGGCGCACUAUGAGCUACCACGUGACAUGGAAAAGCUGAGUAGAGCGUAUAUAGAGGCGCGCAAGAAAUCUGACUUGUCACCUAGUCGUAGUUAUGACCCGCACGUUCAUCGGCGCUUCUUGCUGCGUGAACGCGCUGCUAGCGGAGCUGAGGACUCAAUCACUCGUUCUGAGGUUUUCGUCACAGACGAAGACUUGCAGUUAAAAAUGCAGUCAAGUGCGUUCAAGGGGAAGACACUAGUGGUGGACCAAUACGUCGAGCCACUGCUGGUUGACGGCCACAAGUUUUGUGUCGGAUUUUACGUAGCGGUAACUUCUAUCGACCCGCUGCGUCUGUACGUGUACGCUCAUCCACUGAUCCGGAUUGCCAAGGUUGAAUAUCCAAGCAAAUUGAAGGUAGAGACUGAUCCUGCCGCCUACAAUUUUGACCAGUACAUUUCUCCGUGGGAUUUUUCGGACCUGCAGGCAGAAUUUCAAGAACUGCCAUCGGCUACUAGAGAAGGAGCAAAUGCAUGGGAUAUUCUGAAGCGUUACUUGCGGAAACAAGGAAUCGACACGAAGCGUUUGCAGGACAAUGUGGAUGCUGCCAUCGCCAAAGUGGUGCUUAGUAGCCGAGGUAAUUUCAAGAGCGAACAAGCCAAGGUGAAGCGUGGCACUGCACGUGAAGGAGAGGGAGGCAGUCCGUCAGAUAUCAGUGACAGUUUUUUUGAAAUGUUCAAGUUCGACUUUGAGUUCGACAGUAUGGGCAAGCCAUGGCUUAUUCGUGUGGUUUCGAGCCCAUCAAUGGAAGCCACGAAGUCCGUACUUGCUACUGACGAAGCGAUCAAAAAGCAGCUGCUGUAUGAUUUUAUCAAUCUUGUGGGCGUGCAUCCUCAAGUUAGGACCCCGUUUGAAAAAAUUUUCCACCCUGACGCUACCUUCUGCCGGGAUAAAUGUCAUGACAAGAACCGUGUGUGGGACUCUUCUUGCUGGUCUUGCCCUGGGUGGUUCGCACCCAAUGUUGCGAGCAAACUCUUUGCCGCAUCCACUGAGUAUGCUCGACGUGGCAGCUUCAACCUUGUUUAUCCGUCGUUGGAGCAAAAAUUGUCCAAGUUUAUGGACACUGAACUCUCCGAGUACGACAUCGCAUUUGAUCGGUACCUAAAAUCACUUUCUAGUGGGUACUCUAAUUUGAAAGAUUAUCCUGUAUCCGACCGCGCAGUUGUGUGCGUGUAUCGUGAACAUUGCAGUAACCACGGCGAUUGUGUGAAUGGCAUGUGCUCUUGCGGCAACAAUUACGAGGGUCGAACUUGCUACAUACCCAAGGACUUUGAGCAAAAAGAAUACAUUCAGCAGGAGAUUGAAGACACUGGAGGCCAGGACGCCGAGACAUGGAAGGAAAAGGUCGAGAGUUUUGUGUUUAAUCGCGGCGGCGCACCUGAUGGGGUUAAGCGGCCAAUGACUCGAAACGUCUCUGGAUUGCGGACAAAAGCGACGUUUCCGACGUCGGAAAGUCCAUUUUUGACCGACAACAAUGGUGGCGACGUCGCUCGUUAUGCCAAUCGCCUUCCUGGGGCUACUGAAAGAAAAUAUCGCAACGCCACCAUGUUAGUUGCUGCGAUUCUUCAAGUUCUCAUCGUUGAGCUGGUUUUCUAUUCCAGCGACCGCUGGCACGCACAAGCGCUAGUGAUGCUCAUGUCCAAACAUUUGCCACUGUAUGUUGUGCUACUUCAUGCUCAGCUGUAUUACAUAGCAUUUGUUGCGACUUUGCGACUGCGGAUUGAUCCAAUCGCUCAGCCAUUUGUAAUUGGACUGUUAAUGGUGAUGUUGGUGUUUCCAUUUGAGCUGCUCGGCACCAAGUUUCUUUGGUGGACGUGGCACGACACAGACCCGCUCCUCGCUGACCGUUUGAUGGGCGUACCAUGUCACGCACUCUUCUACAAUUACUUCUUUGCAUUUGCAUUCCGAUGGACGCACUUCAUUAUGCGCAGUAUUUGGCUUGCAGGCAACUACUACGAAGAACAAAACUGGAAGUCAGAGUGGGGCUAUGUCUUUUUGAUGCCGCUUGUCACCACAUUUAUUGCUACUGGCUUCCUCGCUUUGGUCUACUAUACAACCGUUCACCUUAUGGGAAUUCAAGCGCAGGUAGCCUUCUUCAUGUUAAUCGGGUUGAGCUUGCUCCUUGUCUGGAUGGCUGAUCGUGUGAGUGACUCACCUGAUGUAUAUCAAACAUUGGAGCCCGUGGACGCCUACGAUAGUGACUGGUUGUAUUCGUGCAUUGAUCAUGCCGUGAACCAGAUGGUGUUCCUGCUUUAUUUUAUCUUAGUGCUACUGGUGUUGUUUAUCAAUCCCAUUGAGAUUGUGUCAUUGGGCCACCACCAACCACUUGGAAACUGUCUCAAAAAUGAGUCGUUCUACUCUCUUAUUGGCAUGAAACACCAUCGGAAGCAGUAUCUCUGUGUGCAAGACUUUGAUGAGGAAUUUAAUUUGUGCAAUUACCCGCAGUUUGACUCUGCCGUGAUUACGCUAUCUUUAGUAAGAAAGAACGUUAUAUAA